GCGAGCAAGUCACAGAGAUAAGAGAAUCGUUUCGGAAACUCGAUGGAAUCAAUGCCCUCGAGAACACGCAGCACGUGAAGAGUGAGGUCGCAGCACCUGCCCCUCCCCCACACUGUUCAGACUCCAUGGAGUCGGGUUGUGUGAGCGGCGCGGCGGUCGCCAGUACUGUGGCUGCGGCGCUUAAAUUCUUCGCAGCGUCACAAUGUUUACUAUCAGAGAGAUGGCCACCGCAGGCUAACAUAGCGGACGGGUCUUCUUUCGACUUCAUAGUGGUGGGUGGAGGUACCGCGGGGUCGACGCUGGCGGCCAGGCUGUCCGAGAUGCAGCAGACGGUCCUCCUGAUAGAGGCGGGGGACGACCCGCCGCAGGACAGCAACAUUCCAGCUUUCAAAAGUUCAUUAAAAAGACCUGUCUUCGAUUGGAACUUCACCACCACCAACGACUACUACUCCAGUCAGGCUUUAUACGGCGGCGUGCAGGCACAGCCACGAGCCAAGAUGUUGGGAGGCUGCGGUUCCAUCAAUGACAUGAUAUAUUCGCGUGGCUUUCCCGAGGACUAUGAAGAGUGGGCCUCAAUGAUCGGGGAGGAGUGGAGCUGGAGUAACGUCCUCGAGUAUUUCAAGAAGUCGGAACGUCUGACGGAUCCAAGAAUUCUUCGCUACCCUGACCUCGCUGAACUUCACGGGCGAGAUGGAGAAAUUGAGGUUUCGGGGUCCGACGACGCUCCGCUGAGUACCCAGAAAUUUCUAGAAGCCUUCAGAGAGAUAGGUUUUAAUUUUGUAAAGGAUAUGACAAAACCUUCUAGUAUUGGAGUCGGCAGAUUCUCUCACACGAUAAGGAACGGGAAGAGGGCCAGCAGUCUCACUGCCUUACUGAACAAGGCAGCUUCCAGACCCAAUUUGUUUGUUUUAAAAAGAGCUUUGGUCACUAAAAUAAUAAUACGGAACAAUACGGCGCGCGGGGUUCAAGUAUUGAUGGGAAAUAACAGUGAGGUGCAAUACUUAGCGAACAGAGAGGUCAUCGUGACGGCGGGGACGUUUAACACUCCGAAACUAUUACUUCUGUCAGGCGUCGGCCCUCGAGGACACUUAACAGAUUUAAAUAUACCUCUGGUUGUGGAUUUGCCGGUCGGAGAGAACCUUCACGACCACUCGAUGGUGCUAAUGUAUUUUGCAGCAGAAAGUGGGACGUGUAAUACUGACGAGAAGUCCUUGUACAUGGAUACAAUAAGAUAUCUGUACGACGGAAGUGGAGUCCUGUCGAAAACAUCAGAGAUCGGAGCAUAUAUGUCCUUCAACGCGUCGAACAAAAAUGUUCCCGAUUUCGCCAUUUACACCAGCUGCAUGCCGGUGGACACGCGGUACUACGAAAGUUGUAGGAGCGUUUUAAAUUUAAGUCCACAUAUGUGCUCGAAAAUUCAAGAAGUGAAUAAAAGAUAUGAGGUUUUCACUUUGAGCGUCGUGAAUCUGAAGCCAAACUCACGAGGAAGGGUUCAACUGAAGUCAGCGGAUCCUUUGGAGCCGCCUCGCAUCUAUUCGGGGACGUUUAGCGACCCCAGUGACUUGACGUACUAUCCGGACGCGAUUCGCAAAGCUUUAUCUAUAAUCAGAACUUCAUAUUUCCGAUCUAAGAACGCUUUCCCGUUAGACUUCAACUUGAAGAAUUGUGUUUCACUAUCCGACGACGAACGUUUCAAGUGCAUAGCAAAGAAUUUGGCCAUGACGGCUUGGCAUUCCGUCGGAACGGCGCCGAUGGGAACAGUUUUGGAUUCAAAAUUAAGAGUCAAAGGUGUUUCCGGUUUAAGGGUGGCCGACGCUAGCUCGAUGCCCAAAGUGAUUCGAGGGAAUACGAAUUCCCCCGUGGUUAUGAUAGCCGAGAGAGCAGCAGAUUUUAUCAAAGAAGCUGUUGGAAAACCAUACCACAUGCCGACAUCCGACAGCAAGCCGACGAGCUGGAAAUAUAAAUACCCUAAACCGAACCAGAACACGCGGCCGAACAUCAACAAUCAUCCCGAAGCAGACACCGUCGUGUACAACGACCAGAACUCAUAUACAAACUCCUUAAACAGUCCCAACCAAUACAACAACUACCCGAACAGGUAUCCCGCCUCCGGCACGAAUCCCAACGGCUUGACGGGCUGGGCGGCGGUCGCUACCACGGCCAUCGAGACGGUCGGCUCAGUUGUAGAUUCAUUCAUCAAAGUGAGAAUACCACAACUGGGCGGACUCAUAGCGGGCAGCUACAGCAACAAUCCCAAGGACGCCGGAAACAUAUCAAGUACUGAGAAGUACGAUAGGGCGGAAACGACGACACCAUCAGGGCAGCCUUAACGAAGGAAAAUACUUCAGAUUGUUUUAAUGGUGUUGAUUGGUUGAUUUUUGUUAUUAGAAUAAUUUAGUACCUUACACGAUUAAAAUUUAUUAAUAUUAUUUUUAUAA
Messenger RNA from Danaus plexippus (monarch butterfly), 2438 nucleotides. RefSeq names its product ecdysone oxidase-like. Lineage: Eukaryota; Metazoa; Arthropoda; Insecta; Lepidoptera; Nymphalidae. The transcript is spliced from 4 exons. The record is from RefSeq and is a predicted model, not a curated record. The coding region runs from base 126 to 2330 and encodes 734 amino acids. Gene Ontology annotation, molecular function: ecdysone oxidase activity; flavin adenine dinucleotide binding.